AUGCCUGCACCACUUGCUAAAGGUAUAAUGGUGACGGUCACCGUCCUGGUCGCUGCCGGCGUAGCUGUUUAUCAGUCUCCUCAGUUCCAGGAUUGGAUGAAUAAUUCCCGACGCAAAAUUGCAGUUGCCUUGCACAGCCUGGGCGAUGAGAUACAACCGCGCAAUUCCGCUUCUCCAGACCGGGACGAUAUCUCUAUGACCGAAGAAGCAGGAGAGGCCGCAGCAGGACGCAGACGCAUUGCACGCGAAGAGAUUAUGCGGCGGGCCGCCGUUCUAGAGUCUCAUCGAAACUCAAGAACUUUACAACAACCACUGGAUAGCUUCGAUACUUUAGUAGAACAAGACGGCAGUCUCCGCAAGCAGGAAAAUAAUCGCGAUCAGCUGGAUGACACCCCCGUUGCCAGUUCGACUGGUGUAGAUACGGGUAUAAUUCAGAAUCGUCGCCGUGCGAAGCUUGAGGACGUUGGUAUGAACCCACUGCCGGGUGGUAUCCCCUCCGAAACUACAUCUCAUCACCUGUCCGAAUCCGAAUUGCAAUUCACGCCCACUUCCGAGCGACAUGAGGAUACACUCUUUGACCCAUUCUCUGAUUCUCCAGUGAGGGGACAGUCACCUGAGCCUGUCUCGGCCUCCUCGUCGAGUCGCACAGAGGAAGGCUCAGCUUACUAUGCUCAUCCUCACCCAGCGUUCAAUACCAGUCAACAACCAGAAUUAAUUGCCGAUUUAGACGAUUUUAGCCAUGGGAAUCAGUUCCAGCAUGAGGUUUCAUCGGCGCCCUCCAUAGCGGGAAGUUUCAGCGAUUUACAUGAGCUUGCCGAUGGAUCAUCGGACGGUACAUUGAGUGAGUGGGGUGCACCUUCGGUUGAUGGCAUUUCUACUCCUGCUAGCUGGUCUGAAGUCGGGAGCGUAAUCAGCGACAAUGAUGCUGGCCAUCAGCAGUUGCUGUGA
Penicillium longicatenatum is the source of this 948-nucleotide messenger RNA. RefSeq lists its product as uncharacterized. Bases 1 to 948 code for a protein of 315 amino acids. The transcript has 2 exons. The record is from RefSeq and is a predicted model, not a curated record. Lineage: Eukaryota; Fungi; Ascomycota; Eurotiomycetes; Eurotiales; Aspergillaceae.